This is a messenger RNA of Daldinia caldariorum, 1557 nucleotides long. RefSeq names its product FAD-binding domain-containing protein. Bases 1 to 1557 code for a protein of 518 amino acids. The record is from RefSeq and is a predicted model, not a curated record. Gene Ontology annotation, molecular function: FAD binding. The transcript is spliced from 2 exons. Lineage: Eukaryota; Fungi; Ascomycota; Sordariomycetes; Xylariales; Hypoxylaceae.
AUGACGGCUAUCGUAGGUAUCAGUGGAGACCAGUACAUUCCAGGAAGCAAGGAAUAUGACGAAGUCAAGUAUCAGUACGCUACGUCAACAUAUGGCAAGGAGCGGGAUCUCAACCCAGGACUAAUCGUUCAACCCAAGACGAAAGAGGAUAUCGUGCUAGUUCUCAAACAUUCGAAAGAGAAGAAAGUCGCAGUGGCCAUUAAGACGGGUGGGCAUCAAUAUAGCGGGUCUUCGUCAACGAGCGCUCCGAAUAUCCAAUUGGACCUAAGACAUUCGUUUAGGGGCUCUGAGGACCGAGCCAUCUUUGAGAAAGACGGAAAGACGUACGCCCGCACCAGCGUGAGCUGGAGCCUUGGAGAAUUCAAUGCCUGGGUUACUGAGCAUAACCUGUUUGUGCCCCACGGCCAAUGCACUGAGGUUCAUGUCGGCGGACAUGUACAGACGGGCGGUUACGGCCAACUGGCCCGUAGUUUCGGCUUGUUUGGCGAUCACGUACGAUCUCUCGAGAUCAUAGACAGCGACGGGAACUUCAAGGAGAUCACGAGAGCCACCGAUCCGGACCUUUUCUGGGCUUUCUUGGGCGGGAGCCCCGGCAAUCUGGGCGUCUUGAUGCAUUUUACCAUCCAAAUGUAUCGCGAUCAAGACUAUAAAGGGUCCCGGGGCAUGAAAGCGAUGUACUUCUAUAACCCCGAGAUCUUAAAACGUCUUGUAAAUAUUUUGACUGAGAUGUCUGACGACGACAACUUCCCUCGUAACUACGACCUGUGUAUCAGCGUUCUCAGCUCGGCGUUUCCCCUCCUGGAUCUGUGUCCAGGGAUAGACGAGUGGAUGGAACGGGAGCACCCAGAGUUCUACGGCGAGAAUGGAUUGAUUGCCUGGCCGCGCACCAUCGUCGUGUUUGCUCAGUGGGUGCCGUUCGAGAGUGGUGACGUGUGUGAUUAUUCGUGGUUCGACCGUAUCAAGGAGGGUUCUGACUGGAUCCUUGGUAACAGCGCCGUCGCAGAGAAGCCCAUGUCACAGCUCACCGGUGACUGGAUCUUCCGUAACGUGCGCGAGUUUGAACAUCCAUAUACCAAGCGCACUUACACUACCCGCUCGCGCACACUUACUAAAGACGGCUGGGCUGACUGGUUUGUUAAUCGCGUCGACGCUAUCGUUCGACCUAAGCAUAAUCGGUGCUGGUUGUCCGCACAGCUACAAUGCUAUGGCGGGAAGAAUUCCAUGUUCACACGGAAUGCUGGGAACGGAACGGCGUAUAGCUGGCGAGACACGAGCGCUGUGUGCGUUAUGGACUGCUUCCACGAAGACGAGACUAAAACGAUUGCUGAAGACUGGCAGAAAGUGAACGAUGAAGAAGCCAUCGGCCCCGACGGGAUCUUCUCUAAGGAGGAUCGUCGCCUGCUCUGGGGCUCGUACGGAAGUUGGGAUCUAGAUUCUGUAUGGAACUGUUACUAUGAGGACAGGGCUAAGUACGACAAACUUCGGGAGAUUAGGAAGAAGGCCGACCCGUACGGCAUUUUCACGCCUAACCCAUUCUCUGUCAAGCGAGCAGACUGA